CAGCGACUGCGUUGAUUCGAUUUGAUACGCGAUCAAUUUCCAUAUUUUUAUCUGUUAUCAUACUUAGUUAUCAGUGUUUUUGACCAAAAUAUCUACAAUUCUUUACAACUGAACCCAUCCUAUCAGUCAUAAUUUUCAAGAUACCAGUUUUUCCUAAGAUUUUCUCUUCGAAAGUUCAACUCCUCCUUUCAUGUACCCAUGCUAUUACAGUUAUCACGUAUAAUUUCAUUUUCAGGAAAGAUAAUUAUCAAAAUUUAGAUACAAAUUCUGGAGCUCUCCUCUAGUUCUUUUAGCGAAGUUCAGUGACAUCGCAUACAUUUUUCGGCUUUACACUGUGUAAUGAUAGUUUUGCCCGGUUCCCCACUUACCGCUUUACUGUCUCGCCGCACCCUCUGAAUGUUGCCUUGUUCUCUUGCGCCUUAACUGCUUAUAAUGUCAUCCAUUAAAUACACACAUGCUGUUGUCUGCAGAAUACCAACCACUUUCAAAACGGCUGAUGUCAGUCUAAAUCUUGAAGAGGCAAAAAAGGAGCAUGAAGUUUAUGUUCAAACUUUACGAGACUUAGGGCUGGAUGUAAUUGAACUACCUCCUGAUGAUGCUAAUCCGCUUUCUCCGUUUGUAGAAGAUAUUGCUGUGGUUUGCAAUGGGUCCGCACUAAUUUGUAAACUUGGUGAUCCUCAACGCGAAGGGGAGAUCCAAACAAUCCGUGCAGUUUUGAAGAAAGAACUGGAAUUGCCACUCAUAGAAAUCAGUGAUGAAAAGGCUCGGCUCUACGGAAGAGACAUCUUAUUCACAGGCAAAGAAUUUUUUGUUGGUUUGUCAAAAUACACAAAUGAAGGUGGUGCGAGAGCCGUGGCAGCUGCUUUUCCAGAAUUUCCUUGUACACCAGUCAAAGUCAGUGACAAUCAAUGUUUAAAAUCACUGGUUUCGGUCGCAGGACCAGAUAUUCUCUGUGUUAGUUCAAGCAAACAAUCGCAAGAGGUGCUAAAGAGGAUUGAGAGAGAAGCAACCUUUAGUUAUAAGACACUGACUGUUCCGGAGGAAAUGGCCAUUAAUGUCUUAUAUGUUAAUGGAACCCUCAUACACAGAUCUGAAGAAGAAAUCCCUAAAUCUUAUCAGUUGUUCUCUGAAAGGCUUGUAUUUCAGCACAAACCACUGAACUACUCUGAAAUAAGUAAGCAGAAAGGACUACUAAGUUCCUGUUGUUUGCUUCUGAGAAGGAGCCGUCAUUUUCGAAGCUUGUAAAGUAUUUCGAUCUUCAUAGCCAAUUCAACGUUCAGCUUUUUUUAUUCAUCUCGUAAACGUUUGAACGCCUGUUCUAAAUAUUAUAUAUGUGUUUCCCUUCCUGUGCUAGCCAGGUUUUUAUAUUUUUGUCAGUAUUGCAAAUGAUUCAAUUUAUUUGAGAAACAUUGUCUCUUUUCAAAUUGAAUCAGUCUAUGCGGAGAGUUAUCUCCUCCGUAAGACACAUUUUUGUAGCAUAUAAUUCCUGUCCUUAUGGAAAUCUUCCAAAAGAAAUUCUGAACUCAUUAACCAAAUUCCAACUCUAAUAUAAUACUUAUUAAUAGCUGGUGAUGCUACAAUUUAGAUUUUUAAUCAUCUAGCUUAUAUUUUGAAAAAAAUAGAAUCAGGUUAUGAGGAAUGUUCCAAAAGUAAGUUUCCCUAUUUUAUUUCUCCAAAAGAAUUACAGCUGAAGCAAAUCUGUGAAAAUGUUAGUGGGAAAUUUUUUCAACUCUCCAACGUGCUUUAGUUUUUUUAAUUUGGAUCAGUGGCCUCUAAGGAAUCGAAAUUUCCUUGCAGAAAUCAUGUUUUUCCAGAUUUGUUUCAGCUAUUAUCCUUUUGGAUAAAUAAAAUUGGGAAACUUACUUUUGGAACAGCUCUUGUAUGAUUAUUACUUUUUUCUUACUGUUUUAUGAAAUGAAGGAUCUUCGGGAAUAGUUUCAAAGUACAUAUGAUGCACAUUUUGUUUGCUGUGCGACCAUCACUAGGUAAAGCAGGUAUUAAAUAAAGUAACAAAGCUGCCGUAAUAGCGAAGAGAGCAGUGAGGGUCAAAUUUUCGAAAUCGAGUUUCCUUCAAGAGUUGUCUAAUCUCUUUUAGAUGAAACCACUGAAAUAGCUGAAAUAGAAAAAUUCAUCUUAAUUGUGUAAAAACGAGACACUUGAGAAAGCCAUAAGUGCGCAAAAAAUGACGCAGUUUCAGGCAAGACAGCAGGAAGUGACAAUAUUCCUCCAGAGAGCCAAUGAUAACAGUACUUUUAAGUAAAAUGCCGCCAUCUUCUGCCAAUUUCUAACCGGAAAAUGUGUUUGUUGUGUGUCCAAAACGCAACUACAAAAGCAUGCAGAAGAUAGUACGUAGGGCUGUCUUACCUGACAAUAACCUAGCAUGAAAAUGAAAAAUACCAUUUUUAUGUAAUUGAAAUCGAAUCAGUCAAUGUUUAAUCAUCCAAACUACCUACAGGAGUCUUGUGGAAGAUUAGUGGCUAUUUGACAAAGAACAGAGGCUUCUUUCAAUAAAAUUUUCUGGUCAGAAGCUUCUGAGCCUGUUUUCACAUAACUUCAUUUUUGCACUUACUGCUCUCUUUGCUAUCAUGGCAAAAAAAUGAGAGCUAAAAUCUAAGACCAUUGCUACCUGAGCAGUGCAGGUUCAAGAAAGUUUUUAGAUUUUAGCUUUUAUUCUCUUUAUUACAACCUAGAAUGACUAUUAUAUCAUUUAUCACAAUAUAACGUACCUGAUGAUGAUCACACAACGGCAAUAGACAUUGUUUUUUUCAGUCAGAUAUCAAGUUGUGACUUUCCAUUUUAUCAAAUCAGAAGAAAAAGAUAAUAAUCACAACCUCUCUGAACAGUUCUGUAUUGUACAACUAAUGUAAAUGCUACAAUAAAAGAUCAUUAAUUCCUCCAUUUUUUUAAAAUCUCUGCAUCACCCAGGGACUGUAGGGAAAGCAUUUUGCUUUUAUCUUUGUAAUUUACUCUCACAUUAUUUGCUUUGAUUUUUUCAAGUUCCUCACUUGUUGCUUUAUGAAUCUCUUCACAUAAUCUCAUUUUACUUUUUUUUUUCUCAGCUUAGCCAUGAUUUUGAAGUAAUUUUUAAAAUCAGGUCAUCAGUAAGCUUACUGAUUAAGUCUAAAGUAACAUGUAUUUCCUAAUUUUGAGUCUUGUAAUUUUAAGUUUUUAUUUCUCAAAGUGACUACACGGUGUUUAUUUUUUUGUAUUUUUUUUUCUUUCAUUAAAAUCAUCUUGCACUUGCACUCCCAUCAUGUCGUUUGUACAGUUUAAAAAAUUCAGUAAUUUCUUCCAACUAAAUAAAUGGCCAAUUUUCAAUGGACUCAGUUUUUUCCUAGUUUUUAGUGAUGCAACUGUCAAGAAGUGUAAUACAUAAAAUUUUGAAGGUGUCAUUUCUCCAGAAUCUGUUCAGAAUUGUAAAAAUGUUUAAGGCAUUUAAUCUUGCUGAGCAAUCGAUUAAAAAUAUUGAAAAGCUCUGUGGUUUGGAAACCUUGAAAUUUAAAAGCAGUUUUUAUAAAUUAUCGAUUUUGAAGGAGUACGACGAAUAAAUGUACUUUUACUAUUUUCUACUAUUCCUCAACGAUUCAAAAAAGAUUCAAUCAUUGGAAAAUGUUAUAAGUGUCAGUCCUAAUAUGAGAUUAGUGCUGCUAAAAUCUGUAUUUUGUUUGUUUUUUUUUUCUCUCUCUUUUUUUUAAAAUUGUUUUUAAUUUCUGCAGAGCUUUGAUUGUUUAUCCCACCUACAUCAUAUUAGUUUUAAGCAGCUUUAUUUUAUUUUGAAACUGUAACUUUUGAGAAGCCACUUUUAAAGAAUAAGACUAUCGUCUUAAAUUUCAAAUGACUAGCGCCCAGAUUUAUGGAGCCAAAUAAGUUCUAGCAUAUAUAUUUAGAGAAGGACUGUCAAGAGGAAUGUGUCUUUGAAGUUUUCGUGAGAUUGUUCAGAAGUAUGAAAAGGAUGGAGACAAGAAUGGUCACAAAAUGACUUACUGCUUUAAUCAGCUUCAUUGCAUAGAGGAAAGAAACUAAGACAAUAAGAUCAUUCUAUGUCACAUGGUCUUAAAAACUUUUACUGCCUUUAGACUCUGAAAAUUGCGAAUUUUUGGGUGGUCUUUUCCAAUAAUGCAGUUUUUGCUUUUCAUUGGUCAACUAUUCUGAUUAAUUCUCACGAUAUCACAAGCCUCUUUACUGUUAAUAUUUUAAUGCAAUAUGAAAGAGAAAAUAUUCAAUAGUCUCUCACUGAUAUUUACUAGCUGUUUAUGUUAAAAUCUUUUGUUCUCAUUAAAAAUGCUAGCAAUAUGUCUGUUAUUAAAGUAAGUAAGUAACUCUUUCCAAAAAUGUAAAGUUUCUCAUCCUACCAAAGAAAUUAAUUCACAUUCUGAAAAGUAGGAUUUAUGUACUCAAGCAAUAAAGUGAUGAAUUAAACAUAGCUCACUUUACUUCUUUUUCUCUUUCAGAGAGAGUUUUUCUUCAAUUAUGUCCCCUAGUUUAAGUCUACUUUGUGAUAUCUAGACGAUAAACAUAUUCAGUUUUCAUGAAUUCCUUUUCCUUGUUGAUUCAGUUCUUAGAAUGAUUGUUCAAGUUUUUAUUCAUGUUCUGUCAGACUUUUAACAGGUUAUAUCAUUUUUCUAGUUGUAUGUUAGUGUAUAUUAUUUGUUCUGUUCUCAUUCAAUUAUUGUAAAAUGCAUUGUUGGCCUGAUGUCAAAAUGACUUUAAAUCGCAUCCGUGUUACUUUUCAAAGAUCUGAUGAGAAAUCUUACCGGUGCAUCCCCUUAUUUUUCUUGAAUUUUAUGUGAAGGGGUUUACAUGUAAAAUAAGCUUCUCUAGUUAUGUUUUUCUGAAGGAAAACUCAUCAACUCUUUCAGGAAAACUAGAUAACUGUUUCUCCACAAAUUUAGAAGCUAUCCAUUAAUUAUGUAAAUACUGCUUCUCUAAUUUUAAACUAUCCUCCCUGUCCAGGAACAUACAUGUUACGCAAGUCUAAACCACCCCCUCCCCCUAAAUAAUUGAUUAACACAUCAAUCUAUCUCUUCUGAUGAAGUUGGAGGUUCUCCAGUAAUUUUCAGUGAAAAAUCUACCACUUAUUAACCUACAACUGCCCGUCAGUUAGUGCCUCACACUAAGUUUUGACCUUUUCACUCUCUCCCGACUCAAGCGCUUGUGAUAUAGUCUCAAAUCCUCCUGCCAGAGUAUUUGAGUGUAGCGUAAUCAUGAAAAGGCUCUAAUUUUUGUAACAAGUUUUAUGUUUAUAUGAUGAGACGCAGAGCACCCUUGGUUUCUUACAGCAUCUUUUUAUUUUUAAAUAAUAGUUAACAUGUGAUUAAUAUUAUGUACAUGAGUUCUAUUUUACUAAUUUGGAAGUGAAAUAUCAUCAGAAUAUCCGCCCUGAGUGAAUCCCAACCAACACACAUGAUAUGUACUAUCUACUGUCAGGUUUGAGGCUGUCUGUUUUCAUCUGCCUCAUUUUAUUGCCAGUAUUACUUUCUUAAUUGGUAGAAUGUAAUUCUCAACUUUGUUAAAAAAAGAAAAAAAGAGAGUAUCCUCUACGAUUGUUUAUUGCACUUUGCACUUCGUUUUCACUAAAAUAUUAGUAAUCAGAUUAUUUUUUCAAUUUUGGUAAUGUGGUGAGCAACCAAUAAAAUGUAAACCAUUGAAACAAAGAAUGAACAAACAUAACUCUCUCUCUUUUGUGAGUAUGUUUGUGAUGCUAAACAUAUUUAAUAACAGGUGCGAGUUCUGUAGAAGGAGUCACUUUUGUGAGCAGUCUUGAACAGAUUAAACAAGGAAACCUAGAUUAGGAUCCCCGCCACUUUUCGCCGCUGUAUUCUCGGGUUACAUCUGUAGAAUACUUUCAAAUAAGGGAGAAUGUUAUGUUAUGUAAGAGCAUGAGAGAUUGCCUCCACUUUUUUCUUUCAAAUUAGAAACCCUCUAGUUCUAUAGGACUCAUGUCAAUCGCUAACCUUGCCAUUCUUUGUUUUCUUGGAUUUUAUGUAUCAAUACAUCUAAGAAGAGGUAAACUGUUGUUCUUUUUUUUCAAGCAGAUAGUAUACUUCUCUUUUCCUCUCUCUCAUCAAACAUGUUUGUGGUUUUAAAGAUUGAAAAUCGACCAAAGCUAACCAUGUUCAUGCAGGUGGUAUUCAGUUAGGUACUUGACUCUUUUAAAAAGUAAUAUUCAUCACACUUUUUUGUCACUCGCUAAAUGUACGUUUAAGAGCGUCGUUCAUAUUUUGAUUCACUACUUUUGGCAUAGUGUAAAAAAUGAAUGUAUUACUGUUGCUUUUUUUCACAAUUCAUGCAUAUGUACAAGUUUUUCCUCAAUUCACUGCUGUGUACCAAAGAUAACUUUAUCACAUAUUUUCAAAGUAUUUUUCCAGAAGUUUUCUUCAUGACGAAAAAUCAGGCGUUGGUCUUUUCAUCCUUAGUUUGUCUACCAAAAAAAUGCCAAAAUUAUUACCUGAGCCCACAACUGACCUUCUCAAGAUUUUGAUAAAUCAAUACAUUCAUGUAUUUGAACAGAAGUGGAAGAAGUCCUCUUUAAUUGAGCUGCAAAACUUUCCCGUGACAAGAUUUUAUGCGUAGCGGCAUAUUUCAUGUAUGUCUGUAAUUAGAUUAUGACCUUAUUUUCAAAGCCAAAUAAUGACUGUGAAACUGCACAAAUGCGUACCUCAGUUUGCAGUGUUGCAGACUUCCUUAAUCUAUUUUCUACAUGGGAAACUAUCAACAUCAUUUUGAAAACUGGGGUGAUUUUGUUCUUUAUGGAAUGAAUAUUCCGUAAAAAUGUUAAGCACCAAUGUUUGUUUGGUCUUUAUUUAUUAAAAUGAAACAGGAGCAGAGAUUAUAAAACACUGCCACUGAGGUAUGCAUUCUUGCAGUUUCACUGUCGGUAAGACUCUUACUAAUAAAUACUACUAACACCUACCCAAUGCAUUUAUGAUUAGCCUUUAAGUAGGUAUCUUUUACCAACUUUUUUUCUAUUAAUUUCUGUAAAUUUUAAAACAUAUUAAAUCACUGCAUGGUCAUUUUAUAGUUGUAGGUCGUACAUCUUUUCCUUUUUAUUUAAGGGCACAAGACCCAGUAAAUGAUAUUACAUCAAGCUCAUGUACCUUCUCCAAGAUUUUGAUGUUAGUGAAAUUAGCUGUAUACUGUGAAUUCAAUGAUCUAUCAGAAUAUGUAACUGAUUGUAGGUAUUUAAAAUAGGUAGAUACGCUCAUUCAAAUUAAAACCAACUCAAUUUUGCCUUA
Messenger RNA from Bemisia tabaci, 7235 nucleotides. RefSeq names its product N(G),N(G)-dimethylarginine dimethylaminohydrolase 1. Lineage: Eukaryota; Metazoa; Arthropoda; Insecta; Hemiptera; Aleyrodidae. The record is from RefSeq and is a predicted model, not a curated record. Gene Ontology annotation, molecular function: dimethylargininase activity; amino acid binding. Gene Ontology annotation, biological process: positive regulation of nitric oxide biosynthetic process; arginine metabolic process.